AUGCGAACUCGCCGCGGCGCAAGGGACAUUGAAAGCGACAAUGAUGACUGGAGCGGCUUCGCGAGGCCGGAGGAGGAGGAGGAGCUCCGCCCCUCCCCCAUGACUCACUGGACAAAGUGGGGCCAACAGUCCUCCGCAGUUCCCAUCGAGCCUCUUCGCAGCCGUUCUUAUGGGGUCUCAGAGGCUUUGAUACCACGCGGGAAGCUGGCGGCCACUGAGCACGAAUUGGAGCGCACCAAAGAGGUGUUGCUGCAAUAUAAAAAUUACGUGGAGCGGCGGUUGCUGCGGCACAUUCAGGGAAUGGAGGAGGAGUGUGCGCAGCGCGGCAAGUUAUGCGAACGCCUGAAACGCGACAAUGCGUUGCUCCUGGAAGAGCUUGAGCGGUACCGUGCAUUGAGGGCGUCGGCGUCGGAGCGUGUUUCUUCCGAUGCGUUGGGGCGUCGAGCACACUCGCCCCCGUGGGGGCAGUUGCGCCAAGCUUCUUCCGCUUCUUACCCAUCACCGCCGCCGUUGCCAGAGCGCGAGGACCCAGCAAAAGGGGUGCUGCAGAUGCUGCGAGCCCGUGAGUCCACACUUCUGGGUCAGCUUCAAGACGAGAGGGCGACGCGUGCGCGGCUGGAGGCGGAACACGCCGCAGCGGUGCGGCGGUUGCAGGAACGCGUGGCGGAACUGGAGGAGAAGAGGCGUAUGGGUAUCGAUGCGGCCACCAUUCAGACUCUCCGUGAGCUUCUCGCACGACGGGACGAGGAAAUCCGUCAGCUACGGAAGCUGCAUGGCUCCACUAUAGAGAAGCCAUUGGAGGAGGGCGAGCCUCAGGGCACGGAAACCAGCUUUCUAGCUGAGUUGAGGCAGACGGCGCGGGAUGGCGUGGAGUUUGCUGCCGCCAUGACUGCAACUGCCAUCAAAACGACCGACGCUCACGCAGCCGCCGCCCAUUUCGAGGAGGUGGAGCAGCUCUGGGAGGAGGUUCUCCGCGUCACCGCGUCUCUUCCAGAUGCUCUCUCCAAAUUACCGCGGCAGCUGUGGUUGUUGCCGGCCACCGCUAAGUCGAUGCGUUGCGCCAUCGUGGCGGAGCACAUUCAGCUGGCUCUCUUUGUGGGGCAACUACUACAUGCGAUGGAAGAGCUGCGAGGCACCCUCGCGCUUGAGCGGCGGGAGCAGCAGGUGGCUGGAGAUCGUCUACGCGAAGUGGAGGAGGAAAGCACUGCGUUGGUGCAGCGGCUACAACAGGAGCUCAGCGAGGCCGCACAGGGUGCCCCAUUGCGGACGGCCAAAAACGAGCCCGCUGCGUUGCAUAGGAGACAAAAGUCGUCGUCGCCGGCUGACGCGCAAAGGUGCGACGUUGCCACACAAACGCUGCUCUCUGCUCAGCUGUCGGGAUUGCAAAACGGUGGGACGGCCAGCCUGGUUGCUCCUCCCAACGCGGCCUACACGCCCCGUUCAACCAAUUUGGGGGAUCUCCUGCAAGAGAUGGAGGCCCUUGAGCGGGACAACGCUGCAAAAUCCGCGCUCAUUGCUAAGCUGCAACAUCAGCGAGAGCGCUUCUUGAGCGGCGUGGACGCGGAGCUCGCGCCCAGUCUUUCAGCAAGAACGGCAAUGGCGACUUCAUUCACUCAGUACCUCCUUGAAUGA
Molecule: messenger RNA, 1632 nt
Organism: Trypanosoma conorhini
Lineage: Eukaryota; Euglenozoa; Kinetoplastea; Trypanosomatida; Trypanosomatidae
Exons: 1
Coding region: 1-1632 (543 amino acids)
Source: RefSeq, a predicted model, not a curated record